This is a messenger RNA of Cimex lectularius (bed bug), 829 nucleotides long. RefSeq lists its product as uncharacterized. The transcript has 4 exons. Lineage: Eukaryota; Metazoa; Arthropoda; Insecta; Hemiptera; Cimicidae. The record is from RefSeq and is a predicted model, not a curated record. Gene Ontology annotation, cellular component: EKC/KEOPS complex. The coding region runs from base 167 to 415 and encodes 82 amino acids.
UCUCCCUAAAAGGUUACACUACUGUUAACUCGUGCCAAGUAAAAAUUUAAAUAUUCAAACGAAAUAUUUAUUAUUAUUGUUUAAUUUUUAGUAAAGUUUAUAUUGAUAGUUUUCGUAUGGGCGGUGUUUUGCUUUACCCGUCUUAGUACCCGUCCUGAAGAAAGAUAUGUCUAAUGAUUAUUCAGUCCGCGUGGAAAUCGAAUUUCCCGAAGAGAGGCACGCACGCAUUGCCUACAAGGUGCUGAGCGUUGACAAAGAGCCGAAUAGGAGCAGGGUUGAAAGGGAGCUGAAGGCCGAAGGGAAUAAACUAUCAGUGAACUUCAGAGGUUCAGAGUUGCGUAAAUUACGAGUUGCAUCGAAUUCUAUUUUUGAUUUGAGUUACCUCGUCGUAAACACGAUUCAUCAGUUUGAGUGAUGACGACGACACAUGAUUUUCCGCACAACAGCCCUGCACCAACGCCGAGCAGGGCAAAUUAUGGCUUCGCCCUCUAUCUGGCGUCUUCGACAGCUUUCAUAGUCUUUUGCUUCUGGGCGUUGGACUUUGACAAGUCGGUCGGGACGCGCCUCGGGCUAACGUACCUUCCGCAGGUCUACUGGGCCGUAGCCCUGCCCAUUUUCGUUUUGGUGACGAUCGCCUUCACUGGCCUGAUCCUCUAUCCUUCGAUCAACCUUCUGUCAAACCGGCCUUUCUGCGAAACGCAUGUGGCGCAGCCGACAGCCCAGGAGACUCUCGUGCCGCCACUCGUUAGCAUAUCAAUGGCGAAGGUCUCGCGCCGUCUAUAUCUUGAAAACAAUGAAGAUUAAACGAACGUUCACUCUACUAUUCUCA